AUGCUUGUAGCUUUCGUCUCGAACAUUCUGUGUCUUUUGUUCGGGUACCUGUACCCUGUCUAUGCAACGUACAAGACGCUGAAGCGCGCUGAUCCCGCGGAAACCAAACAGUGGCUCAUGUACUGGGUCGUUAUCUCCGGGUUUGCGGUAGCGGAGUUGGUUGGUGACGUCGUGCUUGCGCUUUUACCGUUCUACAACGAGAUAAAGGCGGGUUUUGUCUUAUGGCUAGUGCUGCCGCAAACUCGAGGUGCAACCGUCAUCUACAACGCUUACGUGGAAAAGUACCUGGCGCACCACGAGCAGGAGAUUGAACGCAUCGCACUCGAGACUCGUCAGCGGUGGCGACUAGGCGUCGGCGGCAACGCGACCGGUUCCGGCACUGGCGAGGCGCCCCCGCUGGUUGAGGUCAGCGCUUUAGACUCGCCUGUGCGAAGCGAUGACGUCGAUGGACGACGGUACCGCGCCUUACAGCAACGCAGAGCGCGUGAGCGCACGGGACGUCGUCCGUCGGCUACCAGUGCACAGCCUGCUGGCGUGCCCUAUGAAGCGGUCGCUUUGGAGGCGCCACUUCCACCGUCAGACUCGUCACCGAUACGCGCCUCGAAGCGACUUGGGUUGGUGCGCUGA
Molecule: messenger RNA, 627 nt
Organism: Cyanidioschyzon merolae strain 10D
Lineage: Eukaryota; Rhodophyta; Bangiophyceae; Cyanidiales; Cyanidiaceae
Exons: 1
Coding region: 1-627 (208 amino acids)
Source: RefSeq, a predicted model, not a curated record